Molecule: messenger RNA, 582 nt
Organism: Papaver somniferum (opium poppy)
Lineage: Eukaryota; Viridiplantae; Streptophyta; Magnoliopsida; Ranunculales; Papaveraceae
Product: pentatricopeptide repeat-containing protein At1g62590-like
Exons: 1
Coding region: 1-582 (193 amino acids)
Molecular function (GO): protein binding
Source: RefSeq, a predicted model, not a curated record
AUGGCAGAAAACACUGCAAAGAGGAUUUUUAAUGAGAUGCAACGUUCUGCAGAGAAGUUUCUUAAUGAGAGGGCAUUUGCUUCUCAUUUUCCAGAUGUAGUUACAUACAUCCUUAUAUUAAAUGGUAUUUUCCAGAAUGGGAAAAUGGAGGAGGCAGUAAAAUUAUUUGAAUCCAUGGAAAGUCCUGUUGAUAUUGACAUGUACAACAUUCUUAUUCAUGGUUUUUGUCAGGCUGGCAGGUUGGAAAAUGCAAGAAAACUUUUUAAUCACAUUCCAAGAAAAAGAUUAGUUCCUAAUGUGGUAACAUACAACACAAUGAUCAGAGGUCUAUUUUCUAACAAGAUGUUCUUGGAAGCUGCCAAAUUAAUCAUCAAAACUGAAGAGGAAGGUUGUUUACCAAAUUCUAAAACAUAUGAUACCAUCAUCAAUGGUUUUUUAGGAGGAAAAGAGACAGGAAAGGCAUUGCAGUUUCUUCGCAAGAUGUAUGGAAGACACUUUGCAUCAAGUGAUUCUACCGUCAUCAAUGGUGGUUCCGGAGGAAAGAGACUGGCAACGCAUUGCAGAAUCUUCGCAAUAUGCUAA